AUUCCAGAAGUUCCUGAGGGAGGAGGGGGGAGAGACCUUGCUGUCUCCUUCUGGGGUGGGAGGGCUGCUGGCACCCCCACUGGACGCCUCUGAGGAGGCUCAGCUAGGCUGCUGAGGGACGCCAGAGCCAGGUGAGGCCCAGGGAGCACCCCUCAGUGCUGCCCCACCUGGCCAGGCAGCCCCGGGGAAGCUGCCUGCAGCCUCAGAGCCCAGAGCAGUGGCCGCGGCAGGAGAGGGACCUGAGAACCAGCCAUGGCAGAGGAGGUCUGGGUGGGCACCUGGAGGCCCCACCGGCCCCGGGGGCCCAUCAUGGCCCUCUACAGCAGCCCUGGCCCCAAGUAUCUGAUUCCACCCACCACCGGGUUUGUGAAGCAUACACCCACCAAGCAGCGGGCACCAGCCUACAGCUUCCGCGGGGCCCCCAUGCUGCUGGCAGAAAACUGCUCCCCGGGGCCCCGCUACAGCGUCAACCCCAAGAUCCUUCGGACCGGCAAGGACUACGGCCCCUCCUUCUCCAUUCUGGGCCGCUACUGUGCAAAGACCAUGCUGACCCCCGGCCCCGGAGACUACUUUCCAGAGAAGUCUACCAAGCAUGUGUUUGACUCUGCACCCAGUCACUCCAUUUCUGCCCGGACCAAGACAUUCCGAGUGGACAGCACCCCAGGCCCCGCCGCCUACAUGCUGCCCGUGGUCAUGGGGCCCCACACAGUGGGCAAGGUGUCCCAGCCAUCCUUCUCCAUCAAGGGCCGCAGCAAGCUGGGCAGCUUCAGCGAUGACCUGCACAAGACCCCGGGACCCGCAGCCUACCGCCAGACGGAUGUACAGGUGACAAGGUUCAAGGCUCCACAGUACACCAUGGCUGCCCGUGUGGAGCCCCCAGGAGACAAGACCCUCAAGCCUGGACCUGGGGCCCACAGCCCUGAGAAGGUGACCAUGACCAAGCCCAGCGCCCCCGUCGUCAGCUUUGGUAUCAAGCACUCUGACUACAUGACACCCCUGGUCGUGGACGUGGAGUAGCUUGGCACCCCAGCCUCCGUGCCACGUCUGGCAUCCUGGGCCUGGGCUGAGUCACCCCCGGCCGGACUGCAGCUGGCCAGGCUUGGGCGGGCAGGGCCUGCUCAUGCAGACAACUGUGACCAAUUAUUUUUUCUACGCUGUUUUCCCGCUUGCUAGCUUGUUUCCCGGUGAAUAAAUCAUGAAUUCCACUA
Molecule: messenger RNA, 1208 nt
Organism: Erinaceus europaeus (western European hedgehog)
Lineage: Eukaryota; Metazoa; Chordata; Mammalia; Eulipotyphla; Erinaceidae
Gene: CIMAP1A
Product: ciliary microtubule associated protein 1A
Exons: 7
Coding region: 253-1017 (254 amino acids)
Cellular component (GO): cytoskeleton; outer dense fiber
Source: RefSeq, a predicted model, not a curated record